This is a messenger RNA of Vigna angularis (adzuki bean), 780 nucleotides long. Its product is annotated as probable glutathione peroxidase 8. Gene Ontology annotation, molecular function: glutathione peroxidase activity. The record is from RefSeq and is a predicted model, not a curated record. Lineage: Eukaryota; Viridiplantae; Streptophyta; Magnoliopsida; Fabales; Fabaceae. The coding region runs from base 88 to 600 and encodes 170 amino acids. Gene Ontology annotation, biological process: response to oxidative stress. The transcript is spliced from 6 exons.
UCAACACUCAAAAUCGAAGAGUUGGUGUGUUGCUCUUCAUUCUAACGUGUCUCUUCAGUUCCUCUUCUUACAGUACAUACAGACACCAUGUCCACCGGUUCCUCCAAGGAUCCAAAAUCCGUGUACGAUUUCUCUGUUAAGGAUGCUAAGGGAGAUGUGGUAGAUCUCUCCACUUACGAGGGAAAAGUCCUGCUGAUUAUCAAUGUUGCUUCUAAAUGCGGCUUGACCAACUCCAACUAUACGGAGCUGAAUGAAUUAUAUGCGAAGUAUAAAGACGAAGGCUUGGAGAUUCUGGCAUUUCCAUGUAACCAAUUUGGAGAACAAGAACCAGAAAGCAAUGAUAAAAUUGUGGACUUUGUCUGCACUCGUUUCAAAUCUGAAUUCCCCAUCUUUGAUAAGAUUGAAGUGAAUGGGGGUAAUUCAGCUCCUCUGUAUAAAUUCUUGAAGUCCGGCAAAUGGGGUAUUUUUGGUGAUGAUAUUCAGUGGAACUUUGCCAAGUUUGUGGUUGAUAAGAAGGGACAAGUAGUGGGUCGCUAUUAUCCCACGACUUCUCCUCUCAGCCUUGAGAGAGACAUCCGUCAACUUCUGGGUAUUUCGUGAAGGCAACUGGGAAGAGAGGAUAUGGCGAAUGUGUUGUCUUCCUCAGUUUCUUAACAGCUUUGUCUCGAGGCAAUGUUAUGCAAUAAGCACCUUGUCAUACAAUGGCUUCCUCCUUUACUUUCUUGUUUCCUUUUUAACUUCAUUUCUAUCAUAAACCAUACUUCUCUUCAGUUUUUUUAA